AGUUUCGCUUUGAUCAUGACGGACGAAACAACGCCGCUGACCGCCAGCGGCUCCGGCUCCGGCUCCGGCUCUGGUUAUGUUGCACUACCGCCCUAUCAGGGACCCAGCUAUGUCUUUCCCGGCGGCGUCUCCCCACGCGCGCGUCCUUCCAAACUGAAACAGUUCCAGUGCUGCGUCACGCUGACGUUUAUCGUCAUUGUAAUUGCCGCCUUGGGCCUGGCUCUGUGGCUCAGUGGCAGCGGUUACGAUGGCAACGGCAGCAGCAACAACUCUGGCUGGGAAGAGCCCAGCUUCUUCUUCGCCACGAAUGAGUCUGUGGGCGAGAUGCUGGCGGCUGUCAAGAGGCCCAUACCGGAUGAGCCCGAGUCGGAGUGGGCGCUGGGUAACGCGACAGUGGACGAGGGAGCGGGCGCUCGUUCGGUGAGUGCGGGCAUCAAGGCGCUGGGCGAUCGCGAGAUCCUGGAGGAGGGGCUGCAGCCGAGUGCCAUCAACACGCCCCAGUUCCGGCACUAUCGCUCCCUCAGCACGAAUCCCGAGGCGCGUAAGCUGGCGCGCCGCGGCUACGUGGAGAACCAGGCCACGCUGGACAUUGCCCAGAGCUACAACUACACCAAGCAGCCGGGCCGGAGCAACAUUGGAGUGGGACCGUUAAUAGUGCUGCCGGAUCCGCAGGUGCUGCGGCUCGACUGCGACUUCAAUGAGCGCUACAGGCGCAGCACGGGCGUCUGUAACAACAAGGAGCAUCCACGCACCUAUGGCGCCUCCAUGGUGCCCUAUCGCCGCAUGGUCGCGCCGGACUACGGCGAUGGCAUUGCCGCUCCGCGGGCGGCUCAUGGAGUCAAGCAACUGCCGCCGGCUCGCCAGGUCUCGCUCAGCAUUCACCGCUCCAGCUACGAAACGGACUCGAAUUUCACCGUUAUGCUGGCGGUGUUCGGGCAGUUCUUGGACCACGACAUCACGGCCACGUCGCUGACCACGGCCCAGGAGGGCGAGUCGAUUGAUUGCUGUGCGCGCGGCACUCUUGAGCAGCACCCGGAGUGCUUCCCGGUGCACAUCCUCGCCGAGGACCCCUACUACAGGCAGUACAACCUGACCUGCAUGAACUUCGUCCGCUCGGCGCCAGCUCCGACGGGCAGAUUCGGACCGCGCCAGCAGUUCAACCAGGCCACGGCCUUCAUUGACGGCUCUGUGGUGUAUGGGAACCUGGAGCAGCGGCAGCGGAGCCUGCGCAGCUACAUCAAUGGCACCCUCCGCAUGUUCCUCACCGACGACGGCCGCGAGCUGCUGCCCAUCUCCUCCAAUCCGGAGGACGGCUGCAAUCGGAUGCUGAUGACGCGCCAGGGCAAGUACUGCUUCGAGUCGGGCGAUGAUCGGGCCAACGAGAACCUGCUGCUCACCUCGAUGCACCUGCUGUGGGCCAGGCACCACAACUACCUGGCGCGGGGCCUGCAUCAAGUGAAUCCCGACUGGGACGACGAGCGCCUCUUCCAGGAGUCGCGCAAGAUCCUCGCCGCCCAGCUCGCGCACAUCACCUACAACGAGUUUCUGCCCGUGCUGCUGGGCCGCAACCUGAGCCAGGCCAAGGGUCUGCUGCCCGCCCGCGAGCAGCUCGAUGCGCCGGACACCUACGAUCCCCAGGUGGAUCCCAGCAUUGCCAAUUGCUUUGCGGCCGCUGCCUUUCGCUUCGCCCACACGCUGCUGCCGGGGCUGUUCAACGUGUCGCGGGACAACAGCACGCCCGAGGCCAUGGAGCUGCACAAGAUGCUCUUCAACCCGUUCUCGCUGUGGACGCCGCACGGCAUCGACCACGCCCUCCAGGCUGCCGCCAAUACGCCCGUGCUGCGCGUCGACCGCUUCUUCUCGCUGGAGAUCACCCAGAAGCUCUUCGAGGGCACAGCCGAGGACCGCGUGCCCGUUUGCGGCCUCGACUUGGUGUCGCUGAACAUACAGCGUGGCCGCGAUCAUGGCAUACCCGCCUACCCAGUCCUCCGAAGGCAUUGCGGACUGCCGCCAGUGGACACGUGGGAGCUGAUGGCGCAGGCCGUGGACAACGCAACUUUGGCCUCCAUCAGGCAGAUCUACGAUUCCCCCCAAGAUGUGGAUCUCUACACGGGCGCGCUUAGCGAGCCGCCGCUAGAUGGCGCCAUCUUUGGGCCGCUGCUCAGCUGCCUGGUCUCCGAUCAGUUCAUGCGUAUCAAGCUCGGCGACUCCCAUUGGUAUGAGCGCAAAAUGGGACCCCAGAGGCUGACCAAGCCUCAACUGGCCGAAAUCUACAAGACCAGCCUGGCAGCCAUCAUCUGCCGCAACUCCGAUGACAUUCGACGCGUGCGUCAGCAUCUCAUGGAACGUCAACGCUUGGAUGGGAAUCCCUACGUGAACUGUGUGGACCUGGAGGGCUACGACUUUGACUUUCGGCCUUGGUCGGAGGCGAACGAAGCGCCGCAGCUGCACAGAGCGAGCUUCAGUCAAGCCACCUCCCUAGUGAGAGUCUUUGGGGUGAAUAGCAAUACAAAUGCAACUCAAGUAACUGUAGCCAAUUGA
Molecule: messenger RNA, 2541 nt
Organism: Drosophila arizonae
Lineage: Eukaryota; Metazoa; Arthropoda; Insecta; Diptera; Drosophilidae
Gene: cd
Product: peroxidasin homolog cardinal
Biological process (GO): response to oxidative stress
Molecular function (GO): heme binding; peroxidase activity
Source: RefSeq, a predicted model, not a curated record